AUGUGGCUGGACGAAGCGGAUGGUUUUGCUGAAAUAUUUAAGGGCUAUUUACCUUACUAUUUGCUUGUUGCUCUUCCUAUAUUUAUUAUCAUGUCUCCUGUAAAUCCUGUAGCAGCUUCUCAUGAGUUCUCCGUGUACAGAAUGCAACAGUACGACCUUCAUAACGUACCCCAUGGAUGUCGCAGUGCUGGUUUCAAUCUGGAGGGACGAUCUCUCACAUCCUGGAGCACUUCCCGGCACUGUGUUGUGGCACGGGUCCAAGACAUAAGUAUUGAACAGUUUAUGGAGGUGCGGAGUAAAGCUGGGGCAUUACUGCUUGUGAUGCCAAAGAAUAUCACUACCCUGACCACUGAAGAAAAAGAGCACAUUCAGCUUCUGGAAAUGGCAAUGAUCCAACAAGAAAUCAAUGCACCUGUGUACUUUGCGAAAUGGUCACCAGAGUUUGAGAACAUACUUGGCGACUUACAGCAUAGCUUCAUAAUGGACGACAAAUCGGGCACUGCAUUAGAGGCCAUGUUUAAAACAGUCUCUUCAAAUGGCUACCAAAUUGUUGUGUCAGCAUCCGCACCGCAGAAAAUGGACUCCAGACCAGUGACAAUUCAUGGGAAGCUGGUGGGCCGCUUAGGUUCAGCUCAGACCAUCGUCAUUGCUGCCCACUACGACUCCGCUGGACUUGUUCCUGAGCUCUCCCGCGGCGCCGACUCGAACGCUUCGGGCGCCGUCGCCGUUCUAGAACUCGCUAGAAUCUUCUCGCGCCUCUACUCCAGCUCCGCUGUUCGCGGCGACGCUUCCUUGGUGUUCGUUCUCGCGUCCGUCGGCCACUCGCUGAACUACUUCGCCACGAAGAAGUGGCUGGAAGAGCAGCUGGACUCCACCGAUGCGUCCUUGCUGCAGCGCUUUCGAGACCGUGACGCCCCCCCCCCCCUCCACUUUUUUUACCACUUACCCGCCGAUGCCGUCGGUCGUUUAGCGCGUCUCACCGUGACGCCCCCCCCCCCCCCCCCCCCCUCCCCCUGUUCAGGUUGUGCCAUUCGCCACUUACUCGCCGAUGCCCUCGGUCGUUUAGCGCGUCUCACCGUGACGCCCCCCCUCCCCCUGUUCAGGACGUGUCCUUCGCCAUGUGCCUGGACUCGGUGGCGGCCGGCCCCCUGCCGCGUGCACGUGUCGAAGCCGCCCCGGCCCGGCGGGGCGGCGGCCUCACUGCGAGCCCGUUUGGGCGCCCCGCUGGUGCACAAGAAGAUCAACCUGGCCGACGAGCUGCUCGCCUGGCAGCACGAGCGCUUCAGCAUCAGACGGAUGACCGCCUUCACGGUCAGCUCGCUGCAGAGCCACAAGGAGCCGGCGAGGAACAGCAUCCUGGACACCGCGUCGGAUACCUCACUUAGGUCCCUCACCGAGAACAUCGCGUUGAUCGCGCGCGCCCUCGCCUCCCACAUAUACAACAUCACCGAAGAGACGAACGAAGACGACGCCGCCCUCUACGACGAAGUUCUGGGCGUGGACGAGGCGUCCAUCAAGCAAUGGUACGAGUAUCUAGCGUCGCAGUCUCGAGCUCCUCAAGUCAUCACGACCACCUCGCCUAAUACAGGAGUGACCGCUGCGCUGGAGAAGGCGCUGUCCCGUUACAUGGAGGUGACUGUCGGAGCUCACGUUUUGGACAAACGGGAGCCAGAGUUCACCCUCUACUCUCCGACAUCUGCCCAGCUAUUCGUGUACAGCGUGAAGCCGGCCGUGUUCGACCUCGUCCUGACCCUGGCGAUAGUGGCCUACCUGACCGUGGUCUACUUCGCGAUCCAGCUGUUCCCGCUCUUCUACGAGGAGUACGCCAAGCUCGUCGCCGGCAAAGCCAAAGUGCGU
Iphiclides podalirius (scarce swallowtail) is the source of this 1857-nucleotide messenger RNA. Lineage: Eukaryota; Metazoa; Arthropoda; Insecta; Lepidoptera; Papilionidae. The record is from the annotation of a GenBank genome assembly.